Molecule: messenger RNA, 1053 nt
Organism: Colletotrichum destructivum
Lineage: Eukaryota; Fungi; Ascomycota; Sordariomycetes; Glomerellales; Glomerellaceae
Product: putative O-methyltransferase UstE
Exons: 3
Coding region: 1-1053 (350 amino acids)
Cellular component (GO): membrane
Source: RefSeq, a predicted model, not a curated record
AUGGCGCUGCCCUCCAUCAGCUCCCUCGAGGAGUGCUCCGAAUGGGCCAAGGCCGCCGAGCCCCUCCUCCAGCAGCUCCUCGACCUGCCGCGCCGCAUCGUCGCAAACCCGCAGUCGCUGCCCCGGAUCUACCUCGAGACAAACCCGCUCGUCUCCGGCUUCGCCUUCUCCCUGCUCAUCGCCGUCGUCACCCUCGUCGUCUCCGAGUACCACCGCAACUACUCCCAGAUCGACCGUUUGUGGAGCCUGCUGCCCAACUGGUACGUCGUGCACACGGCCGCCUGGGCUUACCUGAACGGCGAGCCGUCGCAGAGGGUUGCUCUCGCCGCUGUCGCGACCACUCUCUGGAGCGCCCGCUUGACCUUUAACUACUGGCGCAAAGGAGGCUACGAGCGCGGAAGCGAAGACUACAGAUGGGAAAUCGUCCGUAAAUACGUCCCCGGCUGGGUCUUCUUUCUCUUCAAUGUGACCUUCAUCUCCUUCAUCCAGUCCGUCCUCCUCUUCGCCUUCUCCGCUCUCCCGGCCUACUCGCUCCUCCUCGCCAGCCGCCUCGAGCCCGAUGUUACGGCCGCCGACUGGUCCUUCUUCGCCGUUCUCGUCGGCCUCGUCGUCACCGAGUUCGUUAGCGACGGCCAGCAGUGGGACUACCAGACCGCCAAGGCCUCCUACAAGAAGUCCGCCAAGGUUCCUCGCGGCUGGGCCCGCGAGGACCUCGACCGCGGCUUCGUCGCCAGCGGCCUGUGGGCCUACAGCAGGCACCCCAACUUCUUCGCCGAGCAGAUGGUCUGGUUCGUGCUGUACCAGUGGAGCUGCUACGCGACCAAGGUGCUGUACAGCUACACGUUCGCCGGCUCCGCGUUCCUCGUCAUGCUAUUCCAGGGCUCCACCUGGCUCACCGAGCUCAUCACCGCGGGCAAGUACCCCGAGUACAGCGAGUAUCAGAAGCAGGUCGGUAUGUUCAUGCCCAAGUCGCUCUUCCCGUACACCAAGCCGCCGCCCAAAGUGAUCCGGACGAGCGAGCUGGCCAAGAGGCAGAGCAAGAAGGACAAAUGA